AUGGAAGUGGAUAUGAUACAAAAACCUGCACUGGCAGUUGAUCCACCGGAUGCAUCUUUCGAUCCAGAAAUAACGCCGGAAACCGGCGAACAGUAUUUACAGAAGGUGAUGUACGAACGGGGUAAGUGUCCGGUGGUAGUUGUUGCGGAAAAGCCACAAUCCUUCAUUGAGCAGAAAACCCUUUCCGGACUGGCUGCCCUUCCAACGGACGAGGUUAAAAACAUAGCACACCGUGCACUGAUACCGACGCGGGAAUGGGAAACGAUGCAGAAUCAAAAGUUCUCCGAACUUCGUGACACCAUCACAUCGUACCGCAGCAGUGCACAGUACCAGGAAAACCUCCAGCGAACGCACGUAUACCUCAACUUUGACGAUCGGAAACAUCUGCACGAAUACUGUGCCAACAACCUGCCGUACGUGAGCAUUUUGCUUAGCAUCCCGCAACGAAAUCUAGAGAUUUUGCUCGAGUAUCUGCACGAAUGGUUGCAGGACUCGGAUCAGGGUUCGUCGAUCGCUUCACAGCAGCUGGACGAACCGUCCGACCCGGAACUGUGCGAUACAACUACAACGAUGACACCGUCCACUAUCAGCAAGGAACUGCAUCGUGGUGAAGGCUACCGCAAGGAUUGGAUACCGCAGUGGAUUUACGCGAUACUCGCCUGCUUGAUUAAACCCCUGGAACCGUACAUUCAUAGCGUGCUGCGAGACAUUGCAAAAACAUGCAUCGCAUUGCGCAACGAACUGAAACAAGAGGAUGAAGCGAAAGUGCUGCCGCUCAAUCUAUUGAUUAGUAUAAUUUCGAAGCACUUCAAUCAAUGUGAUUUGGGCGAUAACAUUGCCUGA
Messenger RNA from Anopheles marshallii, 843 nucleotides. It is a transcript of the gene Gem2, whose product is annotated as protein Gemin2. Bases 1 to 843 code for a protein of 280 amino acids. NCBI's taxonomy places the organism in Eukaryota, Metazoa, Arthropoda, Insecta, Diptera, Culicidae. The record is from RefSeq and is a predicted model, not a curated record. Gene Ontology annotation, cellular component: nucleus; spliceosomal complex; SMN complex. The transcript is spliced from 2 exons. Gene Ontology annotation, biological process: spliceosomal complex assembly; spliceosomal snRNP assembly.